Messenger RNA from Cornus florida, 408 nucleotides. RefSeq lists its product as uncharacterized. NCBI's taxonomy places the organism in Eukaryota, Viridiplantae, Streptophyta, Magnoliopsida, Cornales, Cornaceae. The record is from RefSeq and is a predicted model, not a curated record. Bases 1 to 408 code for a protein of 135 amino acids. The transcript has 2 exons.
AUGGGGAAAGACACAUUCUUUGGCAUGAGCUCAGCUUUGAGAGGGGGCUAUAGGCCCUCCCAUGAUGUGUCCCAAUUGAGAUUCUUAAGGUGUGUUUUGGUUUGUUUCCAGUCUGUCUCUGGGCUAAAAGUGAAUGUGGGAAAGAGUUCCUUAGUCCUGGUAGGGGAGGUGCACGACGUUGCUAAUCUUGCUACAGCUCUAGGGUGUGAGGUUUCUCAUUUCCCUAUUUCUUAUUUAAGAUUGCCUUUGGGUUCAUCAUUAAGAAGGGUGGGGGGUUGGGACCUUGUGAUUGAGAGGUUUGAGAAGAGGCUUGUCAGGUGGAAGCAUUACCUCUCUAAGGGUGGGAAGGCCACCCUCAUGAAAAACACAUUGUCAAAUCUUCCUACUGAUUUAAUCUCUCUCUUUUAG